AUGAACGCGACCGGUCCAAACGUUGUGGCGUUCACUCAACUCACCAUAACGACUGAGUUCCACUCAUGCGCCGCGUUCUCUUGCUUGCUGUAUGAUUUCGUUCUGUCAAUGGAUGAUGAGAUUACGCUCAUUUGGAGAUCAGCUGAUACGAUUCCGAAAUUCCUAUACUUUGUCUCGAGAUAUCUUGGCCUAGCUGUGCAAGCCUUUCACGCUGUUUCCUGCAUAGUUAGCGAUCACAGCACGCUCUAUCCUUCGUUCAUUAAUGAGGUUGCUCCAGGAGAAAUUGCGGCCGUGUUCGCCAUGGACAUCACAGCAUUCCCGCAGUUCUACCACCUCGCCAUACAUUAUCCAUCCGAUUGGCCUGUUCGAGGCUGCUUCUAUCCAGAGGUUCUCAGCUUCUUCAAGAUUAGCCGCUUACAGCUGAUCGACCACGCAGGCUUCCUCUUCUGGGCUUCGAAAGAUACUCGUCACUCUUCUACUGUGUACCAUCGCGCCACAUGUCUCGAGCAUUUUCCUCGCGGAUUGGGCCGCUAUCUGGGUAUCCGCUAUACUCUCCUAUUCGGUCAGUCGUCCGUUCGCGAUGCCGCCAGCCCGCUCGACCUGACUAUGGGCCGCAGGGCUCGCAUUUCUUGCUCAACAUUCGAUCACUGGCCGCAGAACGUCGUUGUCCGCAAGUGA
Messenger RNA from Postia placenta MAD-698-R-SB12, 678 nucleotides. RefSeq lists its product as hypothetical. Lineage: Eukaryota; Fungi; Basidiomycota; Agaricomycetes; Polyporales; Adustoporiaceae. The transcript is spliced from 11 exons. The coding region runs from base 1 to 678 and encodes 225 amino acids. The record is from RefSeq and is a predicted model, not a curated record.